ACUUCUGCUCCCGUCAGGCAGCAGCAAAAAAGAAUGAAGACUAUUCAUGUUCUCCUCCUCCUAUGGCUAGCCUCCCCAACAAUGGGGCAGACGGAAAGCUACGUUCAAGAAGCGUGUAGAGUUACUCGAUACAGAGAACUCUGUGUCCAUUCUUUAUCGUCUUUCUCAAGGACGGCUAAGAAAAACCCUAGCGUAUGGGCGAGGGCGGGAGUGUCGGUUACAAUUGGAGAGGCCAAGAGUGUGAUAAGGUACCUUUCGGGUUUGAAAAGGUACAGUUUGGUGAAGGGAAAGAGGAACCAAGCCGCGCUCUCGGACUGCAUCGAGACUUUUCAAGAUGCGUUGGACAGCCUACAUAUGUCGCUAGGUGUGCUCCGCGAGUUGAAUGCAGAAAGCUUCUUCUCGCAGGUGGAGGAUGUCACCACAUGGCUUAGCUCCGCACUAACUGAUGAAGAUACGUGCACAGAUGGAUUUAACGAGAAUGAAUAUCCCCUCCUAGGAUCCAAGAAGCGCCGAGGGAAUAUAAUUGGGAAUUUGCGACGUAAGGUGGUUAAUGCCAGCUGCAUUACGAGUAAUGCUUUGGCUUUGGUUAAUAGGUUGGAAACUACAGGUCCAGGCAGCUUAAACCUAUGAUGGUAACUCGAGUGGUUCAAUUCUAUCUAAGAAAAACUUAUGUAAAAUGCAAGGCCAAAUAAAUAGACAUCAAUAUUUUUUAUAAGUGAUAUAAAAUGCAAGACGAAAUAAGUAGAUUCAAUCUUUCGUUA
Impatiens glandulifera is the source of this 761-nucleotide messenger RNA. RefSeq names its product pectinesterase inhibitor 6-like. The record is from RefSeq and is a predicted model, not a curated record. Gene Ontology annotation, biological process: negative regulation of catalytic activity. Bases 34 to 630 code for a protein of 198 amino acids. Gene Ontology annotation, molecular function: enzyme inhibitor activity. Lineage: Eukaryota; Viridiplantae; Streptophyta; Magnoliopsida; Ericales; Balsaminaceae. The transcript has a single exon.